GAAACCAGGUUGCUAGGCAACGUUGGAGUUCGCAACACCGUCUCUGGUUGCAGCAACAAAAGUUUAGGGGCCAGUUUAAGGUUCAGUUUACCCAUUCAAUAUGUCGAAACUGGAUCCGAACCCAUCUUUUCCAAAUCUGGGGAACGAAUUCAGCCAUCGGCAGGCUCCAAAGGAUAGCCUGGAUUUCAAACUGACUACGAUCUACAACCACCAUACGGACUUAUUCUUGAGCAGGUAUCAAAUGGUGUGCCAGAGAGAAACCGUCAGUUUCGGUGAACGGAAAAGGGAAAAGUUAGAGAAGCAGCUCAAGCUACAACAUGAGCAAGAGAACGGCAUCAGAGUUUGGGUCGACCCGAAGAGGAACACCUACCACUACCUGACAUGACGGGUAAAAUCCAGAAAAAUAUUCUCAGGCGCUCUGCUUUCUCAACAAUUAGAACUUCAGCUUUGGAGGAGGCUUCAAGAACUGCCAAGUACUGCUGCUGCUACCCAGGACGUCCUGACAAUAAAACAGUGUUUUUUUGUCAGUGU
Molecule: messenger RNA, 531 nt
Organism: Gambusia affinis (western mosquitofish)
Lineage: Eukaryota; Metazoa; Chordata; Actinopteri; Cyprinodontiformes; Poeciliidae
Gene: cfap276
Product: cilia and flagella associated protein 276
Exons: 4
Coding region: 101-385 (94 amino acids)
Source: RefSeq, a predicted model, not a curated record